Messenger RNA from Brenthis ino (lesser marbled fritillary), 1056 nucleotides. The record is from the annotation of a GenBank genome assembly. Lineage: Eukaryota; Metazoa; Arthropoda; Insecta; Lepidoptera; Nymphalidae.
AUGAUGGUCAGUUAUCAUGUGACCGUUGACACAAGCGGCCGUCUAUCAAUGGAGCUCUUAUAUUUUAUUAGUGCAUUUUUAAUAACAGGGUCUACAGCUAAUUGGGCUGCUGAUUAUGGACCAUUCAAAUCUGUUUUAUAUUCAAAUUGGAUAUCAUGUGACCACAAUAAAACUGACGAUUUGAUUGUGAAUGAAACACAGGUCUAUUUUUACGAUUUCCAAAACAAUUUCAACUUGAGUUAUACAAUUGAUGGUGCUGUGCAAGCAUUCACGAAUGUUUAUAACCUAGAUGUUUCGAGACGUCUCAUCGUAUUCGUUCCAGGGUAUAAAUCACACAUUAUAAAAAGCGCAUCAGAAAUUAUUCGUGCAGCUUUCAAAGAUGUGCCAAAUAUAUAUUUAAUUAUAAUAGAUCACUCAAUGUAUACUUCAGCUAACGGAGGAAAAUUAAAAAGCUAUGAGCGAUCAGUAUUUUAUGCUUAUUAUUUGGGAAAAGCUGUAGGAGAAUUACUUGUGAGACUUAGAAAUUUGGGAUUUUCAUCUCAGAACAUACAUUGUAUUGGUCAUAGCUUAGGAGGACAAAUUCUGGGAUACGCAGGAACAACCUACUUUAAUACAACUGGAGAGAAGGUCUCGCGGAUCACAGGUAUUGAUCCAGCCGGACCUUGUUUUUCUAAUGCAUUCAUUCAAGAGCAACUGAGAUCAGGAGUUGCCAACUUUGUAGAGGUAUAUCAUUGUAACGCCGGAAAUUUGGGCACCACAAGUGUUUUGGGAGAUGCAGAUUUUUUCUUUAAUGACGGAAAGAUUCAACCUCAUUGUGAUGCUAAUUUCUUUUCGAGCCUUGGAGAUUCUGAGGCAAAGUGCAGUCAUAAGUCAUGUGUGACAUAUUGGGCAGAAACUGUACACCAUCCAGGAUGGUACUUAGCAUGGAAGUGUGAUUCUUAUAAAGAAUUCUCCAAGGGUAAAUGUUCUGCCAAUGAAGUGACGAUUGCUGGAUACUCAAAUCCAGGGAAUGCCACCGGUGUAUUCUAUGUAUCUACAGAAACCUAUGGAGUAUUU